Symphalangus syndactylus (siamang) is the source of this 4335-nucleotide messenger RNA. Its product is annotated as zinc finger protein 81. Gene Ontology annotation, cellular component: chromatin; PcG protein complex; transcription regulator complex. Gene Ontology annotation, molecular function: RNA polymerase II cis-regulatory region sequence-specific DNA binding; DNA-binding transcription factor activity, RNA polymerase II-specific. Gene Ontology annotation, biological process: regulation of transcription by RNA polymerase II. The record is from RefSeq and is a predicted model, not a curated record. NCBI's taxonomy places the organism in Eukaryota, Metazoa, Chordata, Mammalia, Primates, Hylobatidae.
UUCAAUUUCAUUGAUUUCUGCUCUUGUAUUUAUUACUUCCUUCCGCUUAGUUUGAGUUUUCUUUUUCUAGUUUCUUGAGGUGGGAGCUUAGAUUAUUGAUUUAAGACCUUUCCUCUUUUCUCAUAUAAACAUUUAGUGCUAUAAUGUUCCCUCUAAACAGUGCUUUAUCUGUACCCCACAGAUUUUGAUAUGUUACAUUUUUCGUUUUCAUUCAUCACAUUUUAAUUUCCUUUGGGACUUCAUCUUUGAUCCAUGGAUCAUAUAGAAAUAUAUUAUUUAAUUUUAAAGUAUCUGGAGAUUCUCCUGUUAUCUUUCUGUUGUUGGUUGAUAGUUCUAUGCUAUUAUAAUCAGAGAACAUACUUUGUACGACUUCAAUUUGUGGAGGUGUUUUAUGACCCCCGGUAUGAUCUAUUUGGAGAAUGUUCAACAGGUGCUUGAAAGGAAUGUGCAUUCCAUUAGUGUUUGGCUGGAGAAGGCUGGGUAUCUUCAAAAAGGUUUUCUGUUCAGUGAAGUCAACUUUUUCCUGGUCGUUUAACAGGAAUGGCUUUUCUUGGAGCCAUAUUGUUUUGGCGGGGGGAGUCUGUUCCUGUUCAUGGUUCUGAGUUGUAAGUUUCUCCAGUACCUUUUGAUGACAUAUGAGAGGAUAAAGGAAAACCCAGGGAACUCAACCACUGUGCUGUUCAAUUCCUGAGGUCUGCAAGCUGUCCUCCUUACCUUUCUACCUUUCAGAGUCUUCCGAUUUGUGUUUGUUGUUUUAAUUUUUUUUCUGGUCUCUUCUACAUGUACUUCUUCUUUCUUUUCUGUUUUUUUUUGUUUUGUUUUGUUUUGUUUUGUUUGAUAGAGUCUCACUCUGUCACCCAGGCUGGAGUGCGGUUUGUGUGAUCUCAACUCAGUGCAACCUCUGCCUCUUGGGUUCAAGCGAUUCUCCUGCCUCAGCCUCCCGAGUAGCUGGAAUUACAGAGUUCUUGGAGUCUCUGCGGAGUCCCUGGGCCAGAUCUCAUAGUGAAGGCUGCAGGAUCUUCCUUCUGACCCCAGCAGUCCCCACUGAGUCCACCGAUCCCACUGGAAUUAUAGAGUUGUCAGCAACAAAGGCCCAGGGCUGAAGUCCAAGUCCGUCGGGAACAUGCCAGCUAACGAGGACGCUCCCCAGCCAGGGGAACAUGGCAGUGCCUAUGAGCCUCCUCAUAGAAAACAAAACAAGCUGACCACUGGUGAGAAGAGACAGUAGAGCUCCAAGGUUUGGGAACAUUUCACAAAUAAGUAUCAGUGUCAUUUGAGGAUGUGACUGUGGACUUCAGUAGAGAGGAGUGGCAGCAACUGGACUCUACUCAAAGACGCCUGUACCAGGAUGUAAUGUUGGAGAACUACAGCCACCUGCUCUCAGUGGGGUUCAAAGUUCCUAAACCAGAGGUCAUCUUCAAGUUGGAGCAAGGAGAGGGGCCAUGGACAUUGGAAGGGGAAGCCCCACAUCAGAGCUGUUCAGAUGGGAAAUUUGGAAUUAAGCCUUCCCAGAGGAGAAUUUCUGGAAAAUCUACAUUUCAUAGUGAAAUGGAGGGUGAAGAUACAAGAGAUGAUUCAUUAUACUCUAUUUUAGAAGAAUUGUGGCAAGAUGCUGAACAGAUAAAGAGAUGUCAGGAAAAACACAACAAACUUCUGAGUCGCACUACUUUCCUCAAUAAGAAAAUAUUGAAUACAGAGUGGGAUUAUGAAUAUAAAGACAUUGGAAAAUUUGUUCACCCAAACCCAAAUCUCAUUCUUUCACAGAAAAGACCCCAUAAACGUGAUUCAUUUGGGAAGAGUUUUAAGCAUAAUUUAGACUUACGUAUUCAUAAUAAAAGCAAUGCAGCAAAGAACCUGGAUAAAACUAUUGGGCAUGGUCAAGUUUUUACCCAGAACUCUUCUUAUAGUCACCACGAAAAUACACAUACAGGAGUGAAGUUCUGUGAACGUAAUCAAUGUGGAAAAGUCCUCAGCCUCAAACACUCACUCAGUCAAAAUGUGAAAUUUCCCAUUGGAGAGAAGGCAAACACAUGUACUGAAUUUGGGAAGAUCUUCACCCAGAGGUCACAUUUCUUUGCUCCUCAGAAAAUUCAUACUGUGGAAAAACCUCAUGAGCUUAGCAAAUGUGUAAAUGUUUUUACACAGAAGCCACUACUCAGUAUAUAUCUGAGAGUUCAUAGAGAUGAAAAACUCUACAUAUGUACUAAAUGUGGGAAGGCCUUCAUCCAGAAUUCAGAAUUAAUUAUGCAUGAGAAAACUCAUACUAGAGAGAAACCCUAUAAAUGCAAUGAAUGUGGGAAAUCAUUUUUCCAGGUGUCAUCUCUACUCAGGCAUCAGACAACUCAUACUGGAGAAAAACUCUUUGAAUGCAGUGAAUGUGGUAAAGGCUUCUCCCUGAACUCAGCCCUCAAUAUACAUCAGAAAAUUCACACUGGAGAGAGACAUCACAAAUGCAGUGAGUGUGGGAAAGCCUUUACCCAAAAAUCAACACUCAGGAUGCAUCAGAGAAUUCAUACAGGAGAGAGGUCCUAUAUCUGUACUCAAUGUGGGCAGGCCUUCAUCCAGAAGGCACACUUGAUUGCACAUCAAAGAAUUCACACUGGAGAGAAGCCUUAUGAAUGCAGUGACUGUGGGAAAUCUUUCCCUUCUAAGUCACAACUCCAGAUGCAUAAGAGAAUUCACACAGGAGAGAAACCCUAUAUAUGCACUGAAUGUGGGAAGGCUUUCACCAACAGGUCAAAUCUCAAUACUCACCAGAAGUCUCAUACUGGAGAAAAGUCUUAUAUAUGUGCUGAAUGUGGGAAGGCCUUCACCGACAGGUCAAAUUUCAAUAAACACCAGACCAUUCACACUGGAGAGAAACCAUAUGUUUGUGCUGAUUGUGGGAGGGCCUUCAUCCAGAAGUCAGAGUUGAUUACACAUCAGAGAAUUCAUACUACAGAGAAGCCUUAUAAAUGUCCUGACUGUGAGAAAUCCUUCUCCAAGAAACCACAUCUCAAAGUACAUCAACGAAUUCACACAGGGGAGAAACCAUAUAUAUGUGCAGAAUGUGGGAAAGCCUUCACUGAUAGGUCAAAUUUCAAUAAACAUCAGACAAUUCAUACUGGAGAUAAACCGUAUAAAUGCAGUGACUGUGGAAAAGGGUUCACCCAGAAAUCAGUUCUCAGUAUGCAUCGCAAUAUUCAUACAUGAAAGUAAUCCUGUUUCUUGAAAAUGAGAGCCUUAUAAGGCUGACAAAAGUCAGGUCUAACUAUAUAUUAUAAAAUUCAUCCAAGACAGAUCCUAUAUGAAUAUGUUGUAUAAGGAAAAGCAUCAGGCUAUCUCACUUGAGAUGGAAAAAAAUUAUUCAGAAGAAACUCUCUUAAAAAUGCAUUGAAGGAGAGAGAAUUUGCACAGCCUCAUGAAAUAUAGUAAAAGUCAUACUGGGAAAAAUGUUGUCAGUUUGGUGUGUUAGGAAAAGCCUUCCUAUAGAAAGUAUUAUAAGUUAAAUUGUUACCAAAUUCUUUAUAGGAAGGAGAGUGCAAAAUUAUGUAAAUGAUGGUCAGGUUUACUGUGUUAUAUUAAGCAAUUUAAAGUGAUAACAAAAUGAAAGGUAGUGCAGCAAAAUAAUGUAACUGAUGAGUAGACCUACUGCCAGUUCUAUAGGGUGUUUGUGGCAGAACACAGUGCAUAACAGGAGGAAUAUUAAAAUUUUUUCAAAUUUAGAAUAAUUAUGUCCAUCAAAUGUUUCUUACUGAAUAUGUCUAUCAAAUAUGUUUCUUACUGAUUAUUUCUAUCAAGUGAGUCCACAAUUUAAAAGUCACUUUGGUUUUAUAUAUACACACAUCUGCAGAUAUAAUUUUAUAAGAACACACAAAUAUAAUCCUAUCAUUCGUACUGGUUUCCAUGACAUAGUAUCUUGUUUUCUUUUGUUGUGGUACAAUGCAAAGUAGCCACAGAUUCCUUCCAUCCCAAGUAGCGUCUCUUUGUCUACUACUUGACUUUGAACUUGGCCAUGUGACUUUCUUUGGCCAAUGGAAAUUAGCAGAGAAUCAAUAAGAAGCUGGAGAAGUGUGCAAAGCCUGCCUUGAAGCUUACCCUCUCGCUGCUCUUUGCAAACCUGAAGAAUCUCAAAUUGCCCCACUGGGGGGUGAGGAGCCACCACAUGGAGCAGUGGUGAGCCAGCCUUGCUGAGGCCCCUUAGACCAAGUAGCCUGCCAAUUGUCAGAAUUGGGAGUGAGGUUUUCCAAGACCUCUAGCACCAGCUGAGCCAGCCUAGCCCAGAAGAGCCAUACCAGUUAUUCCAGCUGAUUUACGGAAUUGUGAGAUAAAUAAAAUGAUUAUAGUUUUAAGCAA